CGCGCGCGCGCGCACGCACCUCGGAAUCCGAAGCUGCACAACUCUCAGCCAGGCGCCUGUGCCAGAGGCCAGGAGCCCCGCGCCCCCGUCUGGGUGCUGCGCCUAUCCUGCUGCCCUCGUCUUCACCGGGCGACCCUUCCCCUUCAGUCACCUGGAGAAGCAACUGAUAACUGAACUGUGGUACCUCAUGCCUUCAAGAGGAGAGGGAACGGAGAUACCUAUAAGGUUCAAUUUCAAAUUUGAAUCUUCUGUAAUAUUGACUGUAAACUAAUUUCCCAAGAUUUUUGUGUAAGAGGCAGAUGAAAAAAGACUGUACUUUCAGAGUGGCGACAUCAUCAAGUCACGCACCUUCUGGAAAACACUGUCCACUUAUGAGAGCGUGAGAAUGAAAAGCAAACAGCAGUGUGGUGGUGUUUUUAGAAGUUCCAUUGAUUGAGGUUUUGCGAGAAUACCUCACAUCGGACUCCGAAGCAAGAUUUACUCCCAACUUUGAAGUGGAAUCUGGUCUGGAAUUUUUAGUUUUCACGUUUGGGAUGACCUUUAGUGCUCCCCCCAAGCAGAACAUGGGCUCCUUGAGGUCCUGUGGUGUGGUCUUACUCCCUGCAGUGUGCACGUGGCCCUGAGCAGAGCCUGACACAGAGAAAGUGCUCAGUAAAUAGCUCUGAACUGACCGAUUGACGGCCUGAGAAAAAUGCACUUCUGUUUUCUGCUCAUCCAAGUCUGUCAGCACCUUCUCCUCUGCCACCCGGCGGUUAUGCGUUGUUAAUGCGGAUGCUGUUGCCUAAAUUUCUGUAGCUAUGGCACAAGAAUAUAAGAAUGCAUGGGAUUAUGACAAUCACAGCCUCACAGUGAUGCAAGUUCCAUUCAGUUUUCUCUGAAAGAAAUCCAUCCUUCAAAGUGAAGCAAAGGAAUUCUUGUGGAUUAUAAUGUUUUGAAGAUUUGGAUUUCUGGAGGUUUGAAAAAUAAGGCAUCGUGUAACUUUUUACAUGAAAAAGAUUAAGAGCUCAUGCAACUGCUGUAUUUUCUGGAAGCCAUUCUCCAAAAGGGAAGUGCACAUUUAAAACUUCGAUAUGAUGGUCCUUUCUGCAGGGAUUUAAGUCUGAUUGCUUUUGCAUCAUGACCAGCUUGAAACGGUCACAGACGGAGAGACCGGUUGCCACUGAAAGGGCAUCUGUUGUGGGCACAGAUGGCACCCCCAAAGUCCACACGGAUGACUUCUACAUGCGCCGCUUCCGGUCCCAAAACGGCAGCUUAGGGUCAUCGGUCAUGGCUCCCGUAGGGCCCCCCCGAAGCGAGGGUUCUCACCAUAUAACUUCGACCCCGGGAGUCCCAAAGAUGGGGGUUCGGGCACGGAUUGCGGAUUGGCCCCCGAGAAAGGAAAAUGUCAAAGAAUCGAGCCGUUCAAGCCAGGAAAUAGAAACCUCAAGUUGCCUUGAGAGCCUGUCCUCCAAAAGCAGUCCUGUGAGUCAGGGAAGUUCUGUAAGCCUCAAUUCCAGUGACUCAGCCAUGUUAAAGAGCAUACAGAACACGCUGAAAAACAAGACAAGACCGUCGGAGAACAUGGACUCCCGAUUCCUCAUGCCCGAGGCCUACCCCAGCUCCCCCAGGAAGGCUCUGCGCAGGAUCCGGCAGCGGAGCAACAGCGACAUCACCAUAAGUGAACUUGACGUGGACAGCUUCGACGAAUGUAUCUCGCCCACCUACAAGCCUGGGCCGUCCCUGCACAGGGAAUAUGGUAGCACAUCCUCAAUCGAUAAGCAGGGAACGUCCGGAGAAAGCUUCUUCGACUUACUAAAGGGCUACAAAGACGACAAGUCUGACCGAGGUCCCACUCCGACCAAGCUCAGUGACUUUCUCAUCGCCGGUGGGGGCAAGGGUUCUGGUUUCUCCUUGGAUGUCAUAGACGGGCCCAUCUCUCAGAGAGAGAAUCUCAGGCUAUUUAAGGAAAGGGAAAAACCACUCAAGCGACGUUCCAAGUCUGAAACCGGGGACUCGUCCAUUUUUCGAAAGCUACGCAAUGCCAAAGGUGAAGAACUUGGGAAAUCGUCCGACCUUGAAGAUAACCGGUCGGAAGACUCUGUCAGGCCCUGGACGUGUCCAAAGUGCUUUGCCCACUACGAUGUCCAGAGUAUAUUAUUUGACUUGAACGAAGCAAUUAUGAACAGGCACAAUGUAAUUAAGAGGAGAAACACAACCACGGGGGCUUCAGCAGCUGCUGUGGCAUCCUUAGUCUCGGGGCCUUUGUCCCACUCGGCCAGUUUUAGCUCCCCGAUGGGCAGCACAGAGGACCUGAAUUCCAAAGGGAGCCUCAGCAUGGACCAGGGAGACGACAAGAGCAAUGAGCUUGUAAUGAGCUGUCCGUAUUUUCGGAAUGAGAUAGGUGGCGAAGGGGAAAGGAAAAUCAGCCUGUCCAAAUCAAAUUCUGGGUCGUUCAGUGGAUGUGAAAGUGCCUCCUUUGAGUCUACACUCAGCUCCCAUUGCACAAAUGCAGGCGUGGCAGUCCUGGAAGUGCCCAAGGAGAACUUGGUGCUGCAUCUGGAUCGAGUGAAAAGAUACAUCGUGGAGCACGUGGAUCUCGGCGCAUACUAUUACAGGAAGUUUUUCUACCAGAAGGAACACUGGAACUAUUUUGGGGCUGAUGAGAAUCUUGGUCCAGUGGCUGUGAGCAUUCGAAGGGAAAAACCAGAAGAAACAAAAGAAAAUGGAUCUCCGUACAACUACCGGAUAAUUUUUAGAACGAGUGAGCUCAUGACCCUGAGAGGUUCGGUGCUAGAGGAUGCUGUUCCCUCAACGGCAAAGCACUCGACCGCCCGGGGGCUGCCCCUGAAGGAAGUGCUGGAGCACGUGAUUCCCGAGCUCAACGUCCAGUGCCUGCGGCUGGCCUUCAACACUCCCAAAGUCACUGAGCAACUCAUGAAACUGGAUGAACAGGGGCUGAACUAUCAGCAGAAAGUAGGCAUCAUGUACUGCAAAGCUGGCCAGAGCACGGAAGAAGAGAUGUACAACAAUGAAUCAGCCGGGCCAGCCUUUGAGGAAUUCCUUCAGCUGUUGGGCGAACGAGUUCGGCUCAAAGGAUUUGAGAAGUAUCGUGCGCAGCUUGACACCAAAACUGACUCCACUGGAACUCAUUCUCUGUACACAACAUACAAAGACUAUGAGAUCAUGUUCCACGUGUCUACCAUGCUGCCAUACACACCUAACAACAAGCAACAGCUUCUACGGAAGCGGCACAUCGGAAAUGAUAUCGUAACGAUUGUUUUCCAAGAGCCUGGAGCACAGCCAUUCAGCCCGAAAAACAUCCGAUCCCACUUUCAGCACGUUUUCGUCAUUGUCCGGGUUCACAACCCGUGCACGGACAGCGUCUGUUACAGUGUGGCUGUCACCAGGUCCAGAGAUGUGCCUUCCUUUGGACCUCCCAUCCCCAAAGGAGUCACUUUCCCUAAGUCAAACGUCUUCAGGGACUUCCUUUUGGCCAAAGUGAUUAAUGCAGAAAAUGCUGCUCAUAAGUCAGAAAAGUUCCGGGCCAUGGCCACCCGGACCCGCCAGGAGUACCUGAAAGAUCUGGCCGAAAAGAAUGUCACCAACACCCCUAUUGACCCAUCUGGCAAGUUUCCGUUCAUCUCUCUGGCCUCCAAGAAGAAGGAAAAGUCUAAGCCAUACCCCGGAGCUGAGCUCAGCAGCAUGGGGGCCAUUGUGUGGGCCGUCCGGGCCAAAGACUACAACAAGGCUAUGGAGAUAGACUGCCUCCUCGGGGUCUCCAAUGAAUUCAUCGUCCUCAUCGAACAGGAAACCAAGAGCGUGGUUUUCAACUGUUCCUGCAGAGAUGUGAUAGGGUGGACCUCAACAGACACCAGCCUCAAAAUCUUCUACGAGCGAGGCGAGUGCGUUUCAGUGGAGAGUUUCCUUAACAAUGAGGAGAUCAAAGAAAUUGUCAAAAGGCUUCAGUUUGUGUCAAAAGGCUGUGAAUCAGUGGAGAUGACCCUGCGAAGGAAUGGGCUGGGACAGCUUGGCUUCCACGUCAACUAUGAGGGCAUCGUGGCAGAUGUGGAGCCCUACGGCUAUGCCUGGCAGGCAGGACUGAGGCAGGGCAGCCGGCUGGUGGAGAUCUGCAAGGUGGCGGUGGCCACUCUGAGCCACGAGCAGAUGAUCGAUCUCCUGAGAACAUCCGUCACCGUGAAGGUGGUCAUUAUCCCCCCACAUGAUGACUGCACCCCUCGGAGGAGCUGCUCUGAAACCUACCGCAUGCCCGUGAUGGAGUACAAAAUGAACGAAGGGGUUUCCUAUGAGUUCAAGUUUCCCUUUCGAAACAAUAACAAAUGGCAGAGGAACGCCAACAAGGGGGCUCAUUCACCUCAGGUCCCAUCCCAGGUGCAGAGUCCCAUGACCUCGAGGCUGAAUGCUGGGAAAGGAGACGGGAAGAUGCCUCCACCAGAAAGAGCCGCCAACAUUCCUCGCAGCAUCUCCAGUGACGGGCGCCCCCUGGAGAGGCGGCUAUCUCCUGGGUCGGACAUCUAUGUGACGGUCUCAUCCAUGGCUUUAGCAAGAUCCCAGCCAUGUCGCAGCUCCCCGAGCAAUCUGUCUUCAUCCAGCGAGACUGGCUCUGGCGGGGGCACUUACAGGCAGAAGUCCAUGCCCGAAGGGUUUGGAAUAAGCCGCAGGUCCCCAGCCUCCAUCGACAGGCAGAACACCCAGUCAGAUAUCGGCGGCAGUGGGAAAUCCACACCCAGCUGGCAAAGAAGUGAGGAUAGCAUUGCCGACCAGAUGGCUUACAGUUAUAGAGGACCUCAGGAUUUCAAUUCUUUUGUCCUCGAGCAGCAUGAAUAUACAGAGCCAACGUGCCACCUCCCAGCAGUAUCAAAGGUACUGCCAGCUUUCCGAGAGAGCCCCAGUGGGAGAUUAAUACGUCAGGAUCCAGUGGUUCAUUUGUCUCCAAACAAACAAGGGCAUUCUGACAGCCACUACUCGAGCCACUCCAGCAGCAAUACCCUCUCCAGCAAUGCCUCGAGUGCCCACAGCGAUGAGAAGUGGUAUGACGGGGACCGCGCCGAGUCCGAGCUCAACGGCUACAACUACCUGCAGGGCACCUCGGCGGACAGCGGCAUCGACACCACCUCCUACGGCCCCAGCCACGGCAGCACGGCCUCCCUCGGGGCGGCCACGUCGUCGCCACGCUCGGGGCCAGGCAAGGAGAAGGUGGCCCCCCUGUGGCACAGCUCCAGUGAAGUCAUCUCCCUGGCAGAUCGGACUUUAGAGUCAGAGAGCCACGGCAUGGACCGGAAAACGGAGUCCUCCCUGAGCCUGGAUAUCCACACCAAGAGCCAGGCCGGCUCGAACCCUCUGACCAGGGAGAACAGCACGUUCAGUAUCAAUGAUGCUGCUUCCCACACAAGCACCAUGAGCUCCCGACAUUCUGCCAGCCCGGUUGUCUUCACCAGUGCCAGAAGCUCACCUAAAGAAGAACUUCACCCGGCCACCUCCUCGCAGCUUGCCCCAUCCUUCUCCUCCGCCGCCUCCUCCUCGGGGCCUCGGACCUUCUACCCGCGCCAGGGCGCUACUAGCAAGUACCUGAUUGGCUGGAAGAAACCCGAAGGAACCAUAAACUCCGUGGGAUUUAUGGACACCAGAAAGCGUCAUCAGAGUGAUGGCAAUGAAAUAGCCCACACCAGGCUGCGCGCCUCAACCAGGGACCUCCGGGCAUCCCCGAAGCCAACCUCGAAGUCCACCAUUGAGGAGGAUCUCAAGAAACUCAUUGACCUGGAAAGUCCAACUCCUGAAUCCCAGAAGAACUUUAAGUUCCACGCGCUCUCCUCUCCUCAGUCUCCUUUUCCCACCACCCCCACCUCAAGGCGGGCCUUGCACAGAACGCUGUCCGAUGAGAGUAUUUACAGCGGCCAGAGGGAGCACUUUUUCACCUCAAGAGCUUCACUUCUGGACCAAGCCCUGCCCAACGACGUCCUCUUCAGUAGCACGUACCCUUCUCUCCCCAAGUCUCUUCCGUUGCGGAGGCCGUCCUACACCUUGGGAAUGAAGUCACUGCACGGAGAGUUCUCGGCUUCUGAUAGCUCCCUCACCGAUGUCCAGGAGAGCCGAAGGCCGCCCAUGCCCGACCCUGGCCUGAUGCCCCUGCCUGACACUGCUGCGGAUUUGGAUUGGUCCAACCUGGUGGAUGCUGCCAAGGCCUAUGAGGUCCAGAGAGCCUCGUUCUUUGCUGCUAGUGAUGAAAACCAUCGCCCUCUGAGUGCCGCAUCCAACAGUGACCAGCUUGAGGACCAGGCUCUGGCCCAGAUGAAGUCUUAUAGCAGUAAAGAUUCCUCUCCCACUCUGGCUUCUAAAGUGGACCAGCUAGAAGGGAUGCUGAAGAUGCUUCGAGAAGAUUUGAAGAAGGAAAAAGAAGACAAAGCCCACCUCCAGGCGGAAGUUCAGCAUCUGCGGGAGGACAACCUGAGGCUGCAGGAAGAGUCCCAGAAUGCCUCCGACAAGCUCAAGAAGUUCACCGAGUGGGUCUUCAACACCAUAGACAUGAGCUAGGCCAGGAGGGGGGCCACCCGCCAGCGGAGGCCUCCUCAGCCCUCCCUCCCCAGCUCCCGACUUGCCCCCUUUCGGGGAGUGCACACCACGACAAUUGCAGAUCAACAAUCAUUAUCUGCCUUUUGUAGAAAAGAGAAAGAAAAUGGUAAAUAAAAAUUUUAAAAAGUAAAAUAAAAGUUUAACUGCUAAAAUGUGAAUGUCUAUUUUUUUGCACAAUAUCUUUAUCUGUUAUGUAUUUAAAUCUUUUCCAUCAGCUCUUUCUUAUUUCAGGUACCCCGAGCUUUCCCUUGUUAUUCUGACAAAUGUCAUUGUUCCUAGGAAAAUAAAGUUUUAAACUGUUUUAUUUGGGGAGGGGGAUUUCCUUACCUUCAUUCCUACAAUGCCUGGGGAGGGAGGUGCUUUUAGAAAAUGCCUACCUCCCUUGAAUGGCCUGUGCAUGAGCCAGUGAUGUUUGUCCCUGUCUUACAGAGAUCAGCAGGAUGGGUUACUUAAGGGUAGCAAAUGAGUGAACCAGAGAGCAGCAGAGCUAGAGCCUGCAAGCCACCUCGCCCCUUUUCCAUCCUGCAUUGUGACAUCACGACUUCCUCCUUCCUUUCUGGGGAGAUGGUCCAGGGCUCUGUGCUCCUCGGCAAUGGAGCCUUUUUGUUUGGCUUAAGUAAGUCCCUCUAAAUUGGAGUCAGCCUUUCUGUGUCUUCCUGGCUCCCAAAAGUAAUCAGUUUCAGAAUUCCUCCAAACUAAAAUCUUAUACUUUUGACCCAAAUGCGUACAAAUCAUAGGUCUAUUUUUUUGGAGAUUUUUAAAGAUAACCAUGUGGCAAAAUAGUAUUUGUAGCACUCUCAAAAUGAUUGUAUUAAUACAUCCUUCUCUCCAAAGCAAGGCUUUACCAGUAUUUGUAACUAGGGAAAAGCAAACGUCAAAUUGUAAACUUUAAUAUUUCCUUGUUAGGAGCAAUGACUGUGAUAGCAGAAUGGGCUUUUGACACCUGCAUGUCCCAGUGUACAAUUUCAGCCCAGCAUUUUCUGCAUCCUCGUGUGGCCGUCCACAGGAUUCUGUGGCAGAAGUGACUGAUGUGCUAUUUUUCUAUCUAGUGAUGCAGCUGCUUUGGGCCCCUGGCCAUUGUUCUAAGGCUCUCAGUCCUGCACAGCACAAGAGACACUAGGUCACCAGUGUUGAGAGACCCCAGGGGAGGCCCCGGUGGCCUUGUUUCUUGCCUUCACAAUUGUCAUUCGGUGACUUCCUGUGCCCCUUUCAGUGGCAACUCUGGUCUAGGGGAACAUUCAGCCGUCUAGCGGCCUCUGCUCGGAGUAAUCUCAGCCCAUUCCUCUCUCGAUCCCUGAAAGAAAAGGGACGGCUGGCCCUCUCUUCUCCCCCACCUGCAUCACCAGGCUUUUACGCUACAGCAUCAGUCAUGAUUGUGGUUUAACCAUGGGAUUUUUUUUUCUGGUGACAUUUCUACCAGGGAAAUGGGAAGAUUUCCGAGUGCUUUGUGACGAUCUCAAUUGUCUGUCUCUUUCUCUGACUUGUAUGAAGGAGAUUGUACAUUGCCUGAUAGCUCUUUGUAAAUGAGAACUAGCGCUAACAUCCAAGCAUUCUGAAGUCUUGCUUGUCCUUCUGAGUUUAGGUUUUAUUUUUGUUUUACAUUUUGUUUGGGGACUUGGGGCAAGCUAUUUAUUAGAGUUUUGCAACAGAGUUCUUGUUCGAAGCCUUUGAGGACUACUUGUAAAAUUCAAACAAUAAAAUUCAUUUUAAACGCUCUUUUAAAA
Molecule: messenger RNA, 8291 nt
Organism: Phacochoerus africanus (Common warthog)
Lineage: Eukaryota; Metazoa; Chordata; Mammalia; Artiodactyla; Suidae
Gene: SIPA1L1
Product: signal induced proliferation associated 1 like 1
Exons: 28
Coding region: 1117-6528 (1803 amino acids)
Biological process (GO): activation of GTPase activity; regulation of small GTPase mediated signal transduction
Cellular component (GO): cytoplasm
Molecular function (GO): GTPase activator activity; protein binding
Source: RefSeq, a predicted model, not a curated record